AUGGAUGAGUGCUUCACAUUUGAGAAUUCUCAAAAGUGCUUCACAGGAUCGGGAGGGGAGGGAAGGAAGCGGCGAAAGGGAGGCUAUGUGGGGGAUUAUAACGAGGAUGGGGUGUUGGGGAAAGAUGAGGAGGAAGGAAAAGGAAGGGGUGGGGAGGAGAGGGAAAAGGAAGAAGCAGAAAGUGAGGGAGAGAAGGUGGGGAGAGAUGAAGAGAGGGAAGAGAGGACGGCGGUAGACGCAGAGGAGGGGAAGAGACAGGUGAAGGGGGUUAAGGCAGACGCGGAGGGGGAUGAGGAUGAGCGAGAGGGGAAGGAAGAGUAUGGGCUUGAGAAGAAGAUGCAGAAACAGGAUGGUGGUGGUGAUGAAGAAGAAGAAGCUUCUAACGAGGAUGGUCAAAGAGAGAUGAGGAAGGGAGAGGUGACAGGAGGAGGGAAGGAAGUGAGAGAGGGGACGAGAGUGAGGGGGGAAAUGGAGGAGGGAGUGGAUGGGUGGGUGGAUGGGGGAGUGGAUGGGGGAGUGGGGAGAAGAAGGAAGGAAAAGAGAAGAAGACCUGAAGCUGCAUCUAGGCCAAAAGAAGUGAAGGAUGGCAAACCUGGCUUAGACGCGCAGAAAGGGGAUGGGAGAAGAAGGCUCAGGAGAAAAGGCGGUGGCUUGGUGGGAGGGGAAUUGGGUGGGAAUGAGGGGAUGCAGGGAGGGGGUGAUGGUGUGGGGGCAAGGACCAGGUGGGGAGGGAGGAGGCCUGAUGGCGUGUCGUUUAAAGAGGAGGAGAGUGGGGAGGAGGGGAGUGGGGAGGAGGGGAGGGACGUGGAUGAAGGAGGGAGGAGUGGGGAAGAGGAGUGGAGCGCAGAGGAGGAGGAGGCAGAGGCAGGGGAAGAGGAAGGGAGUAGGAAGGGAUUGGGGGAGGUGAAGAGGGAUGCCCGUGGAAAUUCGCGAAGGAGAGAGGGGAGGGAGCGGAGGGAGCGGAGGGAGCGGAGGGAGAAGAAAGAGAAGAAAGAGAAGAAGGAGAACAAAGGGGGGAAGGAGGGGAAGGAGGGGACGCCUGAAGGAGUGCGUGCAGCAAACGGGCGAGGAGGAGCGGAGCGGGACAAGGCUGACAGAGUGAAGCCUCUUUUGGAGCCUCAACAAGGGGCCUCGGACUCGGACAUUCAGCCGUUGAGGCUGCUCAGGUGGGCUCUCCCUUCACGUGUUGCUCUAGUUGGCUUGGCUCUCCCUUCCUGCUCAAGUGCUGCUCCCCAGUUGCGGUCUUAA
Closterium sp. Yama58-4 is the source of this 1248-nucleotide messenger RNA. The record is from the annotation of a GenBank genome assembly. NCBI's taxonomy places the organism in Eukaryota, Viridiplantae, Streptophyta, Zygnematophyceae, Desmidiales, Closteriaceae.